AUGGUGAGGAAGCAUGGCCAGCAGAGGCUAGCAGCAGCAGCGUGCAGCAGCAGCACAUCCAACUCAACCGCACACAACCUGCUUCGCUGGAGCUUUCGUCGAUAUUCAUCCGCCUCGCCUCAACACCACACGCCUGCCAGUCGAGCAGCCCAUCGAUUCUGCGGCGAAAUCAAGGUCCCGCCAUCGUUCUCGAGGCAGGCCCCAUCGUCCUCGACGCACGACAAUCGACGCUCGACGCACGACGCUCGACGCUCGACGCUCGACAAUCGACCCACGACGAUCCGGCCGAGGAACGCGGCCGACGCACGCUUGCCCGCCGUCGCCCGCGAGCAUCUGCUGCGGCAGCCCGGUUCCGACUGGAGAUCCCCCGCUGGCCUCUCCAUGAUCUCGCCCCCGUGA
This is a messenger RNA of Drechmeria coniospora, 399 nucleotides long. RefSeq lists its product as uncharacterized. The coding region runs from base 1 to 399 and encodes 132 amino acids. Lineage: Eukaryota; Fungi; Ascomycota; Sordariomycetes; Hypocreales; Ophiocordycipitaceae. The transcript has a single exon. The record is from RefSeq and is a predicted model, not a curated record.